AGAGCUUCCAGUUCUCAGUGGCCUUAUGGUUACCUCGGUGAUGUCUUGGGUUCGAGCUGCUCCUCUGGUCCCAGGCAGUGGAAAGGAGGAGGAAGUGUUUGACGAGGAAGCGGACGAGUCACUUCUGGUGCAGCGAGAAUGGCAGAGCCACAUGCGGAGACGAGUCAAAGAAGGCUAUAGAGAUGGACUAGAGGCUGGCAAAGCAGUUACUCUUCAACAAGGCUUCAAUCAAGGUUAUAAAGAAGGUGCAGAAAUCAUUAUGAACUAUGGACAACUCAGAGGAACUUUGAGUGCUUUGCUCUCCUGGUGUCACCUUCAUGAUACUAGUUCAGCUUUGAUCAGUAAAAUAAAUAAUCUUCUGGAUGCAGUUGACCAGUGCGAAGAGCAUGUGCUCAGACAUCUGAAAUCAGUCACCCCACAGCCCCAUGUUGUCAAUUUAUUGGACUCCAUUCAGGAUAUGGACCUUUGUCAUGUAGUUCCAGCUGACAAAAAGAUUGAUGAAGCUAAGGAUGAAAGACCCUGUGAAAAUAAUUCUGAGUUUAACAAAAACUGUAGCAAGAGUCUUAGCUGGGUAGAUUGUUCAUCUUCAGAAUGUUGUGGAACAUGGGAGCAUGCACAUUCUGAAAAUCCAAGCCUCACUUGGAUUUUAGAACAGACAGCCAGUUUAGUAAAACAGCUUGGAGUAUCAGUAGACAUAUUACAGUACCUCAAGCAACUUUGAAAAUUAUCUUCUUUUCUAAUGAAAAUAAUGUUCAGAACAUUCCUCAGAGCAUUUUGUCUGUUAACAAGUUUACUAAAAUUUGUACUGGUAUCUACAUUGAACACUUCACUAUCCUUCAUGGAAAUUUGAAACAUGUUCAGAAUUAACACUAUUAAAUGCAAUAUAAGCCUUUUUUCUCUAUCACUGGUAAUUUUUUUAUAGGUUAAGAUAUUCUCAUAAAUUCCGUUGGUCAUUGUCAUUUUCAAAUUUCUGAUUAAAACCAAGUAUUUUCGAACUCAUUAGCAAAAAUGAAUCAAACAUUUUGUAAGGACCUAACCCUACUUUCUGUUCUGUCACUAUCACUUGGUUAGGACCUCAUCUCCAACUAAUCAAACCAAAGUUACCAAAAACAAUAGCUAACAUUGUAAAUGUAUAUACAUAUAUAUAUGGAUAUGUUGAUAAUAUAUUGAAAUUAAGAGGCUAUAAGUGUUAGAAACUGAAGAAAUGUUUAUAAUGAUCAAAAACAUACUACACACAUUAAAAUUAGUUUGUUUCAUAUUAAGUAAAAGUAAAAACUACACAGUUGUUGUUGUUUUCAAUUUUAUUUUAAUCAUUGUUCAAGUAGAGUUUCCUCCCUUUUACUCCCAUUCCAGCCCACUCUCC
This is a messenger RNA of Phyllostomus hastatus (greater spear-nosed bat), 1363 nucleotides long. RefSeq names its product YAE1 maturation factor of ABCE1 (gene YAE1). The record is from RefSeq and is a predicted model, not a curated record. The coding region runs from base 26 to 721 and encodes 231 amino acids. The transcript has 3 exons. Lineage: Eukaryota; Metazoa; Chordata; Mammalia; Chiroptera; Phyllostomidae.